Molecule: messenger RNA, 714 nt
Organism: Cyphellophora attinorum
Lineage: Eukaryota; Fungi; Ascomycota; Eurotiomycetes; Chaetothyriales; Cyphellophoraceae
Product: Glutathione S-transferase 2
Exons: 2
Coding region: 1-714 (237 amino acids)
Source: RefSeq, a predicted model, not a curated record
AUGACGACGAAGCUGCUGCCUCUCAAGCUGUACGGCUUAGCCGCAACCAACCCUCCAAAGGUGGCAUUCGUACUCGAGGAAUUGUCCCUUCCAUAUGAGAUCGUUCCCGUCAGCCACGCUACGGUCAAAGACCCGCCAUACCUCGCAGUGAAUCCCAACGGCCGCAUGCCCUCCCUCAGUGAUCCUAACAACAACGAUCUCACCAUCUGGGAGUCCGGCGCCAUCAUCCAAUACCUGAUAACGACUUACGACACCGACCACAAGCUCUCCUUCUCACCAGACUCGCCGGAAAGCUGGCACGCCACGCAGUACCUCUUCUUUCAAGUCUCAGGCCAAGGACCCUACUACGGCAACGGCUUCUACUUCGCCAAAUUCGCGCAGCCUCCCAAUGACGCCGCCGUGGAGCGCUUCAUCAAGGAAGCAGAGAGAGUGACUGGCGUGCUCGACGGAAUCCUCGCCAAGGCGGAGGCAGAUGCGGUCGGGCGGAAGUGGUUGGUUGGCGGGAAAUGUAGCUAUGCUGACCUGGCGUUUGUGCCGUACCAGUUGAUCGCGAGACUCGUCUUCAAGGACAUGGGAUUUGAUGAGGGGAACUUUCCUGAGGCGAAGAAGUGGGUGGAUGCGAUGUUUGUGCGGGAGAGUGUGAAGAAGGUGCUGUCGAUGACGGAGCCAUGGAAGGAUAUGGGGCUCUAUGCUGAUGCUGAUGUCGCUGCUUAG